AUGGACAAUGAGACAAUCAGCGGCAGAUGUCGCAAGAUUCAACAGAAGUUGAAGGGUCUGCUAGCUGUCCUUGAGAAUGGAUCAGCCCCAGUGUCAACAACUGUCACGGCCCCCUCAGUUCAAGAUGCCUUUGAGAGAUUCAUGCUGUGGGCCGGAAACUUGGGAGCGUUGCGAAAGCCCACAUCAAAGCUGUCUCUUGACACCAGGCUCGCAAAUUCCCAGGAGGUGCGCGACUACAUCGAUAGGGAGAUAAAGAAUAUGUGUGAGGCACUUGAGGACCUCAUGAACAUUGUGAACGGUUCAAAGCCCAACAGGGAGAUUGGUUCCAUUUAUAGUUCGGAUUCGGAGGACGACUUCGACACGGACUCUGAUGAGACUGAGAGUUCCACUUCUUACUUCCACGGACCCGUUGAUGAAGCCGGUUCUCUUCUUCAGGUAACCUCACAGGGAAUCAGAUCCCUCUUGAAGAUUGGCAUCCUGAUCCGACAGCCCACGUCCAGCGGAACCGACCGCUUUCGCCGUGCAUGCAGAGAUUCCACCAGCAUCUUCUUGGAUACCAUGGACAUUCAUCAUGUACAGGACAAGUACCCCAAACUCGGACGUGGAGCCAAGUCGGAGCGUAUGGGAAAGGCGAUUGCAAAGCGAAGACAGUUCAUCCAUUAUUGCCGAGAUCACAAGUCUAAUCUGGCGGCCGAAGAGAUCGAAAGGAAGGAUACCUCUCACCCCCAGAUCGGAAGCCAAAAGGCCACGACCGCCAAGCAGUCCAGCAAAGCGACAACCUUCAUUGCCAAGGCAAACAUGAUGGAAACCCUUCAGGGAUCCGGGGAUGUUCUUGAAGAUGAGGAAGACGCUGUCUCUCAUUGCAGCGUCUCUACCACAUCUGAAUCACUGGCAGUCCUAAAGCUACCUCGACUCGCUGACCUGUCUCCAGACAACGACCCCUUCGAAUGUCCUAUUUGCUACACUCUCCAGCAAUUCCGCUCGGAACAAUCAUGGCGGCGACAUGCGUAUCGCGACCUCAAAACCUACGUGUGCACAGUGGGUGGAACCGAGUGUGACGGCAAGUUCUUCGACGACCAGACAUCAUGGUUCAACCAUGAACUGGAACAGCAUAGAUCCAGCUACGUUUGCGUACUAUGCGGUGUCAGCGACGGACGAAAGGACACGACGCGAAGCUUGCUCAGGGGACAUAUCCGCGACGUUCAUGGAGAGUUUAAACCCGAUCAACUUGAGCGGCUUGAGGAUGCUGGCCGGGACAUGACCAAUAGUUUCAAGACCGGCGAUUGUCCGUUCUGUGAUGAAUGGUCUGCGCUUGCCGCGAAAAGGAAAUCCCCCGGAGGUAUUUCACAAUUAGAAGACAACUUAAUCGUCAGCACUAGCCGGUUCAAAAAACAUGUCGCCAUGCAUCUGGAGCAACUUGCGAUCUUCGCCAUUCCACGACAUGAACUUGAUACCGGCAAGGACGAAGAUGGGUCGUAUGGCUCAGAGUCGCGCGUGAUGCACUCCGAUAUCUCCGCAGGGUUUACAGGGUCAUUUGAAUCGGAGAAUCAGCCAUCGCAUUACACUGAAGAUGAUCAAAGUGACCGAGCCCCGAGCGAGGGUGAAGGAUCGAUUGGUCACGCCGCAUCCGGAACUGAAGAUUUACCCACCACCGCGCCCGAGGAGGAGCUCGAUGGCAAAAUAGAAGAGCUCAACCAGCCAUUGUCACUGUUAGAAGAGUUGAAUCCUGAGGCAGAGCACAGGAAGGAAAAAGAGACGGAAUACCAAGCACAGUGGCGCCGGAUGCAAGACACAGAACAUUUGAUGAAGAUCGUAAUGGCAAGAGAAAAGCAGGAUGAGGAGGAUAGAAAGAAGGCUGUAAUAUAUAAUAUCAGCCAAAGGAAAGAGGAAGGAGAAUGGGGGGAGGACGGGGUGAAGCAUGAUAACGAGGAUAGGGAGGAGUGGGAUGAAGAGGAUGAGGAGGAGGAGGCGGCGGAAGGGGAAGAGGGGGAAGAAGGCGAGUGGGAUAAAGAGGAGAAAGAGGUCGAGUGGGAGGUGAAGGAAGGGGAAGGGGGGGAAGAAGAGAAAAAGUCCCACGCGGAGAGCGAGGGAGUUGGCCGCAAUGAUGCAUUGCCAUACUCUCAUAGUGAUGCGUUGCAUUAUUAUAAUAUUCAACUAACGCUUCUUGACCAACUAAAUAAAAAGAGGAUAAUGAUGGCAAGAGAGGAACAAGAGGAGGAGCGGAGGAAGAAUGAGGAGGAGAAAGGGGAAGAUGAGGAGGCAGGGGAGGAGGAGGAGGAACACUCAGGCGCUUCAGGAGGCCGCACCCGGCAUGAUGCUGGCAAGGACGAGAAUAAAUCUCAGGGCUCAGAUGCGCGUUAA
Molecule: messenger RNA, 2361 nt
Organism: Sordaria macrospora k-hell
Lineage: Eukaryota; Fungi; Ascomycota; Sordariomycetes; Sordariales; Sordariaceae
Source: RefSeq, a predicted model, not a curated record